Molecule: messenger RNA, 987 nt
Organism: Cylindrotheca closterium
Lineage: Eukaryota; Bacillariophyta; Bacillariophyceae; Bacillariales; Bacillariaceae
Source: the annotation of a GenBank genome assembly
AUGGCGGAAUCCGAGAGAAAGAUUCGAGAAAAUGGCUUGCAGUCACCCUACAGUCCGGCACAAGUUUCCACAUGGGUCUUUCUUCCCUUUCUCUUGGUAGAAUUUGGUCUCGUGGCGUCUCCUUUGAUGCCCAUCGCGGUUUCCAUUCCCGUUACGCUGGUGGUCUUUGGAAUUGCGGGUGCUGCCACCUAUUAUGCCUAUGUGACCAUGUCGACGGAUCCAUCGGAUGUGCGAAUAUUCUCCAAUCCACAAAACAGAAAGAAUGACAAGGUCGAAUAUCAAGCACCAACCCGUACCACGGAUGAUACCAUCAAGCAUUGUUGGAUUUGCGAAGCAGACGUUAUACAGACAUCCAUGCAUUGCAAAUUUUGUCAAAAGUGUGUGGAAGGAUUUGAUCAUCAUUGCAUGUGGCUCAACACAUGUGUCGGAAAGAAGAACUAUCAUUUAUUCCUCAAGACAAUGAACUGUAUCAUUUCCUUGCUGGUCUCACAUAUGGCUGUUCAGAUUGCUCUCCUUAUUGAUAUGUAUGCCAAUCCUAAGGGAACCACUCGAGAAUUGUCGGAGCAAUGGCUUGGAUUGACUAGUGAUAGUAGUUUGCAGAGCAGCAAAGAUGCUACAACCCUUGGAGUUACCAUUGGAAUGGGAGCCUUUAUCGUCAUGGAUUUGAUUGCUCUGAGUCUCAUGCUACAAUUGUGGAACUUUCAUCAGAAACUAAAGCGGGAGAAACUCACGACGUAUCAAUUCAUUAUCAAGGACAAUCAACGGCGACGAGAAGCACGACAUUUGGAGGAGGAAUUGGACCGAAAACGAGAUUCGCAAAAGGCCAAGGCGCUGGCCGAAAAACGAAAGGGAGACUAUUUCAAACUGCAUUGGGGUGGGAUAUUGGCCACCAGCUGUGGCAUCAAAAGUUGUGAUCCACUGCGACAAGAGCCACAACGAACCACCAAAACGGGAGACGGCGACGAUGAAGAACAUGGCGAAAGUUAA